This is a messenger RNA of Populus euphratica (Euphrates poplar), 1067 nucleotides long. RefSeq lists its product as uncharacterized. Gene Ontology annotation, biological process: cytokinin biosynthetic process. Lineage: Eukaryota; Viridiplantae; Streptophyta; Magnoliopsida; Malpighiales; Salicaceae. The transcript is spliced from 4 exons. Bases 189 to 704 code for a protein of 171 amino acids. The record is from RefSeq and is a predicted model, not a curated record.
CAAAAUGUCAAAAACAGUCUAGGAUUUGAAUGUGAUUCCUUUGGUUAGCUUUCUACUUUCUCUUCUAUUUAUAUGGAGAAGAUCCAUCGAGUAAAGAGGGCAGAUUUGCAUGGUCAUUUACUGUUAGUAAUAAGCAGCCCUUGUAAGAAAUCCCAUUUGGGAUUUGGCUUCAAAAGAGAGGACUGACAAUGAACAUAUCAGCUUCUCAGUAUAGUGGUAGUGGGUGCGAAUCCGGUUGGACAUCAUACUUAUACCAAUCCUCUAUUUCAAAAAAUCAAUACCAGGGUUUCGGUGGAUUUGUUGAUGGGGAUUUUGCAAGAGUAGAGGAUGAACAAGAGGAGGAUUUGUCUAUGAUUUCUGAUGCAUCCUCUGGACCUCCUCAUUACUGUGAAGAUGGCGAAUUCUGCUGUGACAAACUAGCCAUGAAGAGCAAAAACAAAAAGAAGAGCAGAGAACAUGGUAGAAGCCAACAGUAUUCAUAUCUUGAUGACACUGCUAGCUCUCCUGCAUUGAGCAAGAAAGUGAAUAAUGAAUGUUCAACAGAGCAUGUCCCUGAAUUCUCCCAAGGUUUUUCUGCUACACAUUUUAAGGGGAAAUCUUCACUCAAGAAGCACCUUGGAUUCUUUAAAUCCUCGCAUGCUGAGAAGGCAGCUUCAAAAGAACCAGGUGGUUUUCAGGCAAGAAAAUGGAAUGACAAAUUGUAAUGAUGGGCAUCUUUUGUCUCUGCCACUGCAGUUGCUCUGGACUCUGGAGAGAGAAUUGGAAGAAGAGUGAAAGAAAAAAAGGUCAUUGGAUCUCAAAUGGAUUUUGUUCCUUUGUUUUUGUCCAAUUCUACUCCUUUUUACUAUUUGCUCCUGUCAAUGCAGUGGGAAACAACAAUAGAACAUAAAAAAAAAAAAAUUAGUUAUCUGCCUUUAAGACCCUUUUUCUUCGUUCUUCUUUUGUCACUAUUGUAGUGAUCACAUAAGGAAACUAAUAGGUCUCCUGUGCAGUCUUGCCUCUGGCCUCCUGUACUUUUACGAAUGCAGAAUCAAAUUUAUCAGCUUGCUGAGAGGAAUUUAACAUAA